UUCCAGCUGUUUUUGCCGUGACAAUCUUGAGCUCUGGGCUGGAGCAGUUGAGCAGGUUGAGCUUACCAUAACAUCGAACUCCGCAACACGAUUUCAAUUUUCUAAAACUUUGUCAUGGUGAACAGGUUGUUAUUAUUAUGUUUGUCAAUAUUGUUAACUUCUAAACUUUCCAUUACCGUUCAAGAUAAGUGUGGUAUUUAAAUAAAAAUUGAAUUUUCUCUUUGAAGUGAUUUAAUACGCUGAGAACUAACAAGUUAUAUUCCUUUGAAAUCGUCGUUAUUGACAUCAUGCCCCCAAUACCACUGCAAUUAGUGGUUCAUUUUUAUUGUGAAAUUUGUCUUUGAUCUCAAAGUGUCGUAGAAGUGCUAUUCAACAUGCUCACAUUGGUCAGUGACUGGAUCUAUUACAUCAAGAACUUUCUAGUUGAAUACAUAGAUGUCGACUUUACCCUAUGGCUGACAUGGUUGUUAGCACCUCUUCUAAUAACAUUCCUUUUGCCGCUUGUCAUAGUUCUUCUGCUAUACCUAACAGCCAGUAUUAUGUACAUCUAUAAGUUUCAUAGAGAUCGUCUACAUCACGCAUACGAAGUUGAUAUAUGGCACGGGGCACGCAAGACAUGUGCGGCCAUAUGGGAUGCACAUGGGUGGAUAUGGCAUGGUUAUGACGUUGAAGGCUUGGAAAACGUUCCAACUGACACUCCAGCCCUGCUAGUGUAUUAUCAUGGUGCAAUACCGAUUGAUCUUUAUUACGUGAUAUCAAGAAUAUAUUUGAUCAAAAAUAGAUUAGUACACACUGUUGCUGACAGAUUCCUAUUUAGAAUACCUGGUUUUGGUAUAAUAUCAGAAGUAAUGAAAGUUAUACCGGGAACUGUUCAAACCUGUUCGACGGUUUUAAAAGAAAAUAAUCUGUUAGCCAUAUCACCCGGAGGUGUUUACGAGGCCCAGUUUGGCGAUUCUUAUUAUUCGUUGAUGUGGAAAAAGCGCUUGGGUUUCGCCAAGGUAGCAUUAGAUGCAAAAGUGCCUAUUAUACCAAUCUUCACAGAGAAUGUACGGGAAGCAUUUCGAUCGAUUGGGAUUGGGAAGCGGUUUUGGCUGAAACUUUACUUAUGGAUCCGCUUCCCUUUUGUACCGAUCUAUGGCGGGUUUCCUGUUAAACUGACCACUCACAUCGGCUUGCCUAUUCCAUAUGACGCUAGCCUUUCUCCUGAGGAGCUGCAACUGAAGGUGGCAGCGGCGAUGCAGGACUUGAUUGCAACACAUCAAAGGAUACCAGGAUCGAUCCUUAAAGGACUCAUGCAAAGGUGUUUCACUUAUCCAAAACCUUACAAGGCGAAAUGAUGAUGGAAAGUUGUUUAAAUCUUCACCGAUCAACUACAGUGACUAUAGAGAACAGUAAGGUCAUCAGUCGCUAUUUUUGGGGAAAUCGACUUCGAUAAUACUAAGGUUUACAUGAGAUCAGAGGCUUAUUAUUUAGAUUUCAAUUUUAUUAUUUUCACUUCAAAAAGAUAAAACAAUAAAAAAUUCAUAUUUGGUCUCGGUGCUAUUUUAUAAACUAUUGUAAAUUUUGAAAAUGGUGGCCGGUGACCUCACUGUCAUCAUAGAGAAAAUAUAGCAUGAGAUGAUAGAUAAAAUAACCUAUUCUAUCUUUUCUCUAUACUGUCAUAUAAUCACUGAUCUUGGCGCUACUUUCGUAACAACCUUACAGCAUUGAGGUGAGCCUUUAUGUGAUAAUGCAGUAAAUACUAUCUGUAUAAUUUGAUUAUGAAGUAAUUUAAUCUGCAUAAUCACAGUCGCCAAUAGUAAUUUAGAAGGUUAGCUACUCGAAAGUUCACAGUCUACAACGUACGAUUGUAGGAGUGUAAUCACCAAACUUGUUUGAACAUGUAGGGAAUUCCAAUUCGGGCUGAAAUCCAUUGUAUGUGCAAUCAAAUUAAAAGUCACUUUACUUUUUUAUCUGUCAGAUCUCUAAUAUUCCUGUUGUUGAAACAAGGAAAAUUUUCAUUUGUGGAGAAAUUAUCACAAUCGUAAGUAGUUAAAUAUCAUACGACCUCAUACCAUGUAAUGACAGAAAGUUUACGUAUUAUUUUUUGUUUUAUUUGUUGACUGUAUGUUUUAACAUGCUGACUUGUCCCAGUCUUCUUUUACAGUUUUUGGGAUGUUAUUUCAUUAGUUAUGUAUGCACUUUGUUAAUCACUAAAAAAUAGAUAUGACAUGGAAAUCAAAAUUAAUAAUAAUUGUUUUGCAUAAUUUAAAAUGUAAAAAUCUGAAGAUUUAUGUACAUCACUACUUGAUAAUGAUGAACAUCAUUUUUGCAAGUAAUGUGGCCAUUUUUUCAUAGAUUGUUUAUCAAUUGUGCAUUUUUAUUUUAAGGUUCAUUUGUCAGUUUCAUUCUUUCUUUCUUGGAACUUUUCAAACGCACAAAGCAUUGCACCCAAUACUAGAAACAUCCUAAUUCAAUUUCGAGUAUCUACAACUAUAAUGAAUUUCAAAAUAAGCAAAAACAAAUAAAAAUUUGAUGAACGUCUCAACUCAGCUAGACAUAGAACAGUAAAAUAAAUCAGCGAUUUUAACAAUCUAUAAUCUAUAUUGACAUAUUUCAAACCUUGAAAGUUCAAUAACAAAAUUAUUUGAUUAAUCUUGACACUCACUCACUUCUCAAAAUAUCAACGACGUCGACGUUCCACAGCUGGAAUGUCUACCUUCAAAGUAUACCUUCAUACCUUCAAAUUUGUUCGUAGGAUCACCGUUUUUUGCUACCCAUUUAAAUUCUUUGACUCCAAGUAACAAAGAAUUUUGAACUCCAGUAUUAAAUUCUCAGUGGUCAAGUGGAUAGAGUGCUUGCGUAGCAGCUCAGAGAUCCUGGGCUCAAACCCUCUCAUUACCAAAAGUUUUUUAACCAGAUCACUCCCGUGUUAUCGGAUGGGCACGUUAAUUGUCGGUACCGGCUGAAGUAUGACAGUCUUAAGGUCCAUUGACGGCUUAAAUUAUAUAUUCAAGUGGUUGGACCUUCCCACAAGGGACUCCCCACCAACAAAAGCCAUACGAAUUUACUUUAAUUUUCAUGCUUUGAAAUGAUCAAUUAUCUCGCUUAAGCGCUUAAAGCAUUCAGUUCACAUAUUACCUCUGUAUCAAAACACACUUCAUAAAAAUUAUAUUUUCUAAUGUCAACAAUACAGGAUCUCAUGCAAUUUUUUUUUCCAUAAUUUGAAACCUACCAAUUAUCAUGUACUCAGUACCAACUGCAAAAGCAAUAGUAGGUUUCGUGGCAACAACGAUUUUUUCAUUUAGUAUAUAUUUUUAAUAUAUCUUACCAUUGUAAUCGAACAAGAUAUUGUUAGAAUUAAGAUUUGUUUUAAAAUAAUUGAGUACAAAAUUUCCCUGUUGUUGACUGUAGAUUUGAAUGCCUAACAGUGAGGCAUUUGAUAAGACUGCGUUUUCCUAUAUGUUGUGCAAAUUAUUUAUUUAUUUCGUAAGGUUAUGCUCAAAACAAACAUUAUGUUAAAACAUUCUUUUCAAAAUAAUAUAUUAUAUACAUUCCCUAAGUAAUAAUCACAGGUCGUAUUAGUAUUGUUUAUUUUAACUUUAUUGUGAUACAUUACAAACUUAAGUGUUAUUGAUCCUUAAAUUACCGGCAGUAUUUAAAUACGUACUUUACAGUUGAUUAAUUAUGAUAAUUUAAGAUUUGUGUCAUCAAGGAAUAAAAAAACUUCAAUUCGAAUCAUCUUAGGUACGGUUUCUAGGACACUUAUUAAUUCCAAUAUACCAUUAAACACAUUUAUGUAAUACAGAUUCAAUGGUUCAAUAGAUUUAAUAAGUGUCGCUAGUGUAUGCAAUCUAUGUCUCUGCAGUAUUUCUUACUCUCGAAAUAAAAAUGUAUAAUUCUACUAUAGUGACAGUUGCUAUUGAGUUUUAAUUUGUCUGUAGUGGUCUAGCAGAUGAGUCGUGGUAUAGACCUUUGAUAAACUAAUUUUGACACAGUAGUCAUCCCACAUUUCAUUUCUCACUCACAAUAGUAUAAAAAAUAUAUUGAAUUUAUACUUUUACAGUAGGUUAUAUUAAAGUAAUUUUAUAUUCUAACCACCUCUUUAUUGCUAGAAAUACCUUUCUCGUUGAGAGUCAACAAUGAGAAAUAAUGGUUUUAUUUUUUCAGUUUAUCUGUGGCCAGUUUAUAUUUAAUUUGAAUAAAUUUAUUCAUUUGUCACAAGGGUCAUGCCUUAUAGAAAAAGUUCAUAAAUAUAUGAAUUACAACAAAAUCUAGUACAAAACCAAAAACAGAAUUACAGAUUCAUAACAUUCCCAUAAUAAAUCAAAUCAAUUAGUUUUAUUAUUUGUUCUUGAGCAAGUACCCAUCAGGCAACACAUAUUAUAUAGCUUAGCCCAGGAAUAAAACCAUGCAGAUUCAUCAGUUUUAAUUAUUAUGGCAAAGAAUAGCAUAUCCUUUCCUACUUAGUGAGUCCACAGUGUAUGAAUAAAAAUAUUAACGAUAAGUCGCAAUGUACCAUUCUCUAAUAUCUUGAUAUACUGCACAAUUCAAUAGAAAAUGGUGUAAUGAUUCUUUUUUAGUGUUGCAAGAUGGGCAGGCUUUAUUAAUGUCAAGAGAAUAGAUAAUUUUACAGAUCUUGAGAGAUCGCACUCCCAUUAAGAAAGAUAUUGCUUCAGGUUGAUUGUAUUUUUUUUUCAUAUUUUUCAUAUUAGCUGGUAAACGAAAUCGAGUUUUUCCAAACCAAUAUAAUUCGGAUCCGAACUCAGCAAUAAUUUAUUAUACAAAUAUAAUACAUUUACAACAGCAUUUUGUUAACAUUAUCAAUAAACUCAGACGUUUUAAUCAACUGUAACUAUUCAUAGUCACAAAAUAAUUGUAACUACUGCUGUGUAUAUGGGACAUAGCCAUAGAAAUUCUCUCAAGUAUAUUUAAGUUGUAUUUGUACACGUUUGGUAGAAUUGUAUGAACUGUAUUCUAAUACCAGAGUAUAGUUUUAAUACUCUAAUUCUCUAAAUUGCAAAAUGCUAUGACAAUGACUGAUUUAUAAGCUUCAGAAAGCGGCUGUAUGACUAUUUAAGUGAUAUGAAGGAAUAAUAAUAUUUAUGAAAAUGGAUAUCAUUCCAAAAAAGUGCUCGUCUAGGAUAUGGAACUCCAAAAUAAAUAAAUAUAUAUAUAUAUAAUAUAUAAAUAUAUAUUGUUAGACUUUUAUUAAUUGAUAUGGUAUUGUACGUUUAUAUGUUUAUACAACAUGUAUUAUUGUUUUUAUAUGUGAAUGUCUUUAAAAUAAGAAAGUAUUACCUACA
Messenger RNA from Nilaparvata lugens (brown planthopper), 5285 nucleotides. RefSeq names its product transmembrane protein 68. Gene Ontology annotation, molecular function: acyltransferase activity. Gene Ontology annotation, cellular component: membrane. NCBI's taxonomy places the organism in Eukaryota, Metazoa, Arthropoda, Insecta, Hemiptera, Delphacidae. The transcript is spliced from 7 exons. Bases 375 to 1337 code for a protein of 320 amino acids. The record is from RefSeq and is a predicted model, not a curated record.